CACACACACACUCUCUCACACAGACACACACACACACACCAACUCAUAAGCUUUUACAAAAACCAUCAAACACACCACAUCCCACACACACCUCAACACACACCUCAACACACACACACACAGUCAUGGCCAACGUGUGUCCGUACGGCCGCUUCACCCAUGCCAUCGUCAGGGGUAUCCCCGAGUCGUUUGGGCAGCGAGCGGACGGUGGCGAGAGUGUGUCGGUGGACGUGGCGAAGGCCCAGAGACAGUUUGGGGUCCUGACCGGGGCCCUGAGGCAGAAGGUGGGCCUGCAGCUCAUCGAGAUCCCCGCCGACCCCCAACUCCCCGAGAGCUGGAGGAUCGAGGACAUAGCCGUCAUUCAGGGAGACACGGCGCUCAUCACACGACCCUUCAAACAGCAGAGACGUGCAGAGGCAGACGCAGUGAGGCGUGUGAUGAACGAGCUGAAUCUGACGGUGGUGGAGAUGGGUGUGGAGGAGGGAGGGUCUGGAGGGGCCACUCUGGAGGGCAGUGAUGUUCUCUUCACUGGGAGGGAGUUCUUCGUGGGAAUUUCCAAACACACCAACCACAGAGGAGCUGAAGUUCUGGCUGAUACGUUCAGGGACUUUGCUGUGUCCACAGUACCUGUGUGCGGAGGCUGUCGUCUGAAGAACAUCUGCUCUAUGGGAGGUCCUGAGACCAUCGUCUUCAGUAACAGCGAGGGAGCGAAGAAAACCCAGCGGAUGAUGGAGCAGUUGACAGAUCAUCACUACGACGUGUUAUCUGUGUCUGAAGACGUGGCCUCCAACUGUGUGUACGUCCGCGGCCCGGCUAAAGUGGACUAUCUGCUCCACCCGACAGCCGACGAGUGUCCAAACAGCAUCACCGCCUUCCAGAAGCUCCCAGACUACACCCUUCUCCCCACAGCCUGCAGUGAGGCCUCCAAACUGGGAGGGGCGCUGUCCUCCUUCUGCCUGCUCAUCAACAGGAAGCCCAACUAUUCUUAAACCCUUUUUUAAAAAUCUUUAGAAAUGUCUAAAAGCAAUAAAUAAACAAUUACAUUACAAUACA
Messenger RNA from Astyanax mexicanus (Mexican tetra), 1053 nucleotides. It is a transcript of the gene ddah2, whose product is annotated as dimethylarginine dimethylaminohydrolase 2. The record is from RefSeq and is a predicted model, not a curated record. Gene Ontology annotation, molecular function: dimethylargininase activity; amino acid binding. The transcript is spliced from 6 exons. Gene Ontology annotation, biological process: arginine metabolic process; positive regulation of nitric oxide biosynthetic process. Lineage: Eukaryota; Metazoa; Chordata; Actinopteri; Characiformes; Acestrorhamphidae. Bases 126 to 989 code for a protein of 287 amino acids.